GUGAGCUUGUAUCCGUAUUUUUCGUUCAUUCCACAGUCAUGUUUGGCUAACAGUUGAGCUGAAAUCGUAUCCCAGAUACCGCAAAAAGGUAAAUGUAUAACGUAACUUGUUUCUCUGUUGCAACCGUGGUUACAGGGGCUGUGUCACGGCUGCGCUGUCUAAUUCAUUGCGUUAAUAUUCAGUGCCAGUAAUGCGUCUUUAUUCGCUAAGGAAAACUUACGUUUGCGACGAAUUUACUUGCAUGUAACUGACACAAUCACAGUUUCGUGUCAAACAAAAAUUUCUGCCAAAUCAUGAUAUCAAACUGCAAGUUACAAACAACAAAAAUGACCUUUGGACUAUACUGUUAGACUAAAGCGAGUUUUCCAAAACCGCAACGUUUUAAUCUUCUUCAAGUUUGUCAAUUCGUGCCUCCUUUUGCAUUUGCUGUGUUACUUGCUUUCUUUUAAUGUUUUAAGAGCUCAUUUUUAUGUUUCAUUCUCUUUAAUAUUCUGGUAUCUAUUUGCUCCGUACCUUGAGGCGGAUUGGGCGGUCUGAAAGCAAACGGCAAAGCGGAAAAGCGUGAUAGAUGAUACAUGGGAUCAGUUGCUUAUAUUACUCAGUCCUUGGUUCGGCUAACCCAUGAAACCAGUAAGCUUGACUCAGUUCUUCACUCGAAUGCUUUGAAACAUUGGUCGUUCAACGUGCAAAAAAGGCUUUAGGUCUGUUAACGUUGAAAUCUCACACAUGAGUGCUAUUCUAGGUUUCACUGUGGGUGGAAUUAUAAUUGCUUACGUAAGAAAAAAGAACUUUAAGCACUUUAUAAUUAGCGUCAAUAAAAGAUUUGUUGAAUCAGUAUGACCUGCCGAAUAUAAAAACCAAAAAGAUUAUAGCGGAUUCCAAAACUCUCGGCUGUACUUUCCUCCGAUGAGGCGAUUCCAGCGAUACCCGAAAUUCGCAGACCGUAAGAUUCUCCGUCAGAUUCACUGGUUUCUUUAAUUUGCUAAAAAGUAGUGCCCAAAGCUCAGAAUACCGGUACCUGUUCAAGAAAUUACAGAUAGUUAUUUUGGUGUUUUUUUAUUAUUAUUAUAUAUUGACAAUGCAAUUUUGCAGCUAAUCACAGCCAAGGGUAGUUUAACACCAAAGCCGACUUACCAUUUACUGCUGACUCUCGAUUCCUGUACUUGAAAUUUUCAGUAUCAAUAUUCAUCUUUUAUCAAUCGUAUGACAGGGGAACUUGAAUAAUAUAGUUGCAAUUAACCACUUUCGCAAUAGUCAUUCUAGGCUAUAAGACGAUCAAAAAGGGAUGAUAAAGAGGAGUUACUGAGGCCCAUCCAUCUUCCCUUGUUCACCUGAAUUCCCUUCCCCUUAUAAUUUCAAACUGUUUCAAACUCCUUUUAGGAAGUCUACCCAGUUUAACCAUAAGUAAGCCAAUAACAAUAUAGCCUAGGCUAGAUUUACUUUGCUAUCGAAGUAAAAUCCUUAGUUCCUGAUACAAAUAAGAUUGCCGGAUGAAUAAUGAUUUGCAGUACAUAAAUAUGACCAAAAAAUCACGGUAUCGAACUGUAUAUGCAAUGAUGUUCAGUGAUCAUAUCAUCAGUUAUGUUAAUUUUGCGGUCUAUGAAAUGGUGGGUUCGACGUAGCUUCCAAUACGGGAGAGAUCGAAACACAUUUUACCUACAGUGAGACCCGUUUAAAUCACAAACUCAACGGAUCGACGCUGGUUGGUUUCAACGUAAAAGAAGUGCCCCUAAAUGAAGGUUUACAUAAAGAAAAAGGAAUAAAAAUCGGCCACGAAUUGUUCCAAACAAUUCCUUAAAGUAUGCGUGGAAUGUUUUCUAUAUUUCUUAGUCUACGCCACACAAGAUAGUGUUUGCGCCGACACUAAGACCAUGUCGGAUAGAGCUUCUGUUCACAGACGAGCUGUAACGGAACAAAGCGGUGCCGAAGCGAUUUGAAAGUGGAUCAUCAUAUGUAGGAUAGGUUAACAACUUCCAAUAUUCUUGCCAGUUGUCGCAUCCAGCACGUAGCUCAAAGUUUGGUCGGUUUCAAGCUUUGAGCAAGAACUCCCACAACACGCAGGAAUAUGCAACAGGGUGUGCAAACGUACGCAACAUGUAACAUCCAACAAUGUUGGGAGUUGUUGGCCUUACAACUCUUUUUUGUAAAGUGGUUAUAAACUGGUGUUCAUACAGUACAUCGGAUAGCUUUUUACGUAAACAAGAAACGCUGUCGAUCCGUCGGAUAGUGCUAUCUACCUUUUCAACAACUGGGACCAGUUUUGUGAACAUAUGGCUUAAAUGAGGUUUACGACAUCGGACAGUGUUGUUGGAGUUUUUCUAAGGGAUGAGCCAAUGAUUUUGGCUCAAGAUCUGAGCUUUCGCUUUUGUUUCCGUUUGACUACAAUUAGCCAAGAAACCUCUUCUGUGAUUGGAAAUAAUAAAAACUGAGUAUAUGAUGUUAUGCAGCGGUGCCAAAGGCCUUCUAAAGAUCAUUAAUUAACGUACAGUGUGCAUUUUUUCUAAGUGGUUAAAUGUUUUGUUUUGACGUAAUAUUCCUGUCUCUAACGUCUUAACAGAAUGUAAGGAAUUUAAGAUAAAGAGAUCAUUUGUAGUCGUUUAACUACGCUAACACUCGGCUGUUUAUCUCUCUAGCCAAUUGCUGUUCUCUAAAUUGUCUUUAAACUUUACAGAAGAAUGUUAAAGAACAAAAGAAAAACUGAAAACAUAAAAAAAGAAAGAAAGAAAUGCGGAGAGAAAAAGAAACGAAAAACAUAUAACACAGUUUUGGGUUUGAGGAAGUGUUUUGCUUUGAGAAACCAAAGGAAUGUGCCUGACGCGAUCGUGGACUAAAAAUCUGAGUUGUCACCGGUCGAUGGCGAUGUUGUAAACAGGAUGACAAUUCGUUCCGCAUCCGCAUGAUGGAAUCUAUUGUUUGUGCUUAGGAGACCACAACUAAAAGACAGGCCAUGAAUACAAAUAACAAACUCUCAGGUUAAUGACUGCUUUCAUUUUUCUGGUUGCAAUAAAGCUAACGUGAGAUUGUCUCCGUAUUUUUCGUUUAUUCCACAGUCAUGUUUGGCUACCAGUUGGGCUGAAAUCGUAUCCCAGAUAACGCAAAAAGGUAAGUGUGUUACGUAGCUUGUUUCUCUGUUGCAACAGUGCUUAAAGGGGCUGUGUCACGGCUGCGCUGUCUAAUUCAUUGGGUUAAUAUUCAGUGCCAGAAAUGCAUCUUCUUUGCUAAGGAAAACUUAACGUCUGUGAAGAAUUAACUUGCGUGUAACCGACAAAAUCACAGUUUCGUGUCAAACAAAAAUUCCUCCCAAAUCAUGAUAUGAAACUGCAAGUUGCAAACAACAAAAAUGACUUUUGGAGAACUGUUAGACUAACAGCAAGUUUUCAAAAACCGCAACGUUUUAAUCUUCUUCAAAUUUGUCAAUUCGUGCCUCCUUUUGCAUUUGCUGUGUUACUUGCUUUCUUUUAAUGUUUUAAGUGGUCAUUUUUAUGUUUCAUUCUCUUUAAUAUUCUGGUAUCCAUUUGCUCCCGGCACCAUAAGGCGGAUUGGGGGGGUCUGAAAGCAAACGGCAAAGCGGAAAAGCGUGAUAGAUGAUACAUCGUGCAAAUCAGUUGCUUACUCAAGCCUUGGUUCGGCUAACCCAUGAAACCAGUAAGCUUGACUCAGUUCUUCUCUCUAAUACUUAAAAACAUUGGUCCUUCGUAGUGCAAAAGAGGCUUUAGGUCUGUUCUAGUUGAAAUCUGUUAUGAGUGCUAGUCUAGGUUUCAGUAGAUGGAAUUAUAAGUGAUUACGUAAGAGAAAGGAACUUUAAGCACUUUAGCUUCAAUAAAAGAUUUGUGGAAUCAGUAUGACCUGCCGAUAUACAAACCAAAAAGAUUAUAGCGGAUUCCAAAAUUCUCUGUACUUUCCUCCGAUGAGGCAAUUCCAGCGAUACCCGAAAUUCGCCGACCGUAAGAUUCUCAGAUUCACUGGUUUCUUUUAUUUGCUAAAAAGUAGUGCCCAAAGCUCAGAAUACCUAUUCAAGAAAUUAAAGAUAGUUAUUUUGGUGUGUUUUAUUGACAAAGCAGUUUUGCAGCUAAUCACAGCCAAGGGUCCACAGCCGACUUACCAAAUUACUGCUGACUCUCGACUCCGGAACUUGCAAUUUUCAGUAUCAAUAUUUAUCUUUUAUCGAUCGUAUGACACGGGAAGUUGAAUAAUAUACUUGCAUUUAAGCUCUUUAGCAGUAGUACUUCUAGGCUAUAAGGCGUUCAAAAAGAGAUGAUAAAGAGGAGUUACUGAGGCCCAUCCAUUUUCCCUUGUUCACCUGAAUUCCCUUCUCCUUAUAAUUUUCAAACCGUUUCAGGACGUUUCAAACUCCUUUUAGGAAGUCUACCCAGUUUAAGCAUAAGUAAGCCAAUAACACUAUAGCCUAGGCUAGAUUUACUUUGCUAUCGAAGUAAAAUGCUUAGUUCCUGAUACAAAUAAGAUUGCCGGAUGAAUAAUGAUUUGCAUUGGAUAAAUAUGACCAUAAAAAUCACGGUAUCGAACUGUAUAUGCAACGAUGUUCAGUGAUCAUAUCAUACGUUAUGUUAAUUUUGCGGUCUAUGAAAUGGUGGGUUCGACGUAGCUUCAAAUACGGGAGAGAUCGAGACACAUUUUACCUACAGUGAGACCCGUUUAAAGCACAAACUCAACGGAUCGACGCUGGUUGGUGUCGACGUAAAAAAAGUGCCCCUAAAUGAAGGUUUACAUUAAGAAAAAGGAAUCAAAAUCGGCCACAAAUUCUUCCAAACAAUUUUUUAAAGUAUGCUUGGAAUGUUUUCUAUAUUUCUUAGUCACUAAGACCAUGUCGGAUAGAGCUUCUGUUCACAGACGAGCUGUAACGGAGCAAAGCGGUGCCGCGGCGAUUUGAAAGUGGAUCAUCAUAUAUCGGAUAGGUUAACAACUCCCAAUAUUCUUGGCAGUUGUUGCGUCCAUUGCACGUAGCUAAAAGUUUGAUCGGCUUCAAACUUUGCGCAAGAACUCUCACAACACGCAAGAAUAUGCAACAGGGUGUGCAAACGCACGCAACAUGUAACAUCCAACAAUGUUGGGAGUUGUUGGCCUACAACUCUUUUGCGUAAAGUGAUUAUAAACUGGUGUUCAUACUACAUCGAAUAGCUUUGUACGUAAACAAGAAAAGCUGUCUAUCCGUCGGAUAGUGCUAUUACCUUUUCAACAACUGGGGCCAGUUUUGUGAACAUAUGGCUUAAAUGAGGUUUAAGACGUCGGACAGUGUUCUUGGAGUUUUUCUAAGGGAUGAGCCAAUGAUUUUGGCUCAAGAUCUGAACUCUCGGUUUUGUUUCCGUUUGACCACAAUUAGCCAAGAAAGCUCUUCUGUGAUUGGAAAUAAUAAAAACUGAGUAUGUGAUGUUAUGCAGUGGUGCCAAAGGCCUAAAGAUCAUCAAUUAACGUACACUGUGCAUUUUUUGGAAGUGAUUAAAUGUUUUGUUUUGACGUAAUAUUCCUGUCUCUAACGUCUUAACAGAAUGUAAGGAAGUUAAGAUAAAGUGAUCAUUUGUAGUCGUUUAACUACGCUAACACUCGGCUGUUUAUCUCUCUAGCCAAAUGCUGUUCUCUAAAUUGUCUUUAAACUUUACAGAAGAAUGUUAAAGAAGAAAAGAAAAACUGAAAACAUAAAAAAAGAAAGAAAGAAAUGCAGGGAGAAAAAGAAAAGAAAAACAUAUAAUACAACUUUGGGUUUCAGGCAGUGCUUUGCUUUGAGAAACCAAGGGAAUGUGCCUGACGCGAUCGUGGACUAAAAAUGUAAGUUGCCAUCGAUCGAUGGCGAAAUUGUAAACAGGAUGAAAAUUCGUUCAUCCGCAUGAUGGAAUAUAUUGUCUUUACUUAGGAGACCACAACUAAAAGACAGGCCAUGAAUACAAAUAACAAAAGAAUGCAGCUUUCUCUCAGCAGGUUAAUGAUUGGUUUCAUUUCCCUGGUUGCAGUGAAGCCAACGUGAGCUUGUAUCCGUAUUUUUCGUUCAUUCCACAGUCAUGUUUGGCUAACAGUUGAGCUGAAAUCGUAUCCAAGAUACCGCAAAAAGGUAAAUGUGUAGCGUAACUUGUUUCUCUGUUGCAACAGUGGUUAAAGGGACUGUGUCACGGCUGCGCUGUGUAAUUCAUUGCGUUAAUAUUCAGUGCCAGUAAUGCGUCUUUAUUCGCUAAGGAACUUAACGUUUGCGACGAAUUAACUUGCACUAACUUACACAAUCACAGUUUCGUGUCAAACAAACAUUUCUGCCAAAUCAUGACACGAAACUGCAAGUUACAAACAACAAAAAUGACCUUUGGAAUACUGUUAGACUAACACGGCAAGUUUUCAAAACCCCAGCAUUUUAAUCUUCUUCAAGUUUGUCAAUUCGUGCCUCCUUUUGCAUUUGCUGUGUUAUUCGCUUUCUUUUAAUGUUUUAAGUGGUCAUUUUUAUGUUUCAUUCUCUUUAAUAUUCUGGUAUCCAUUUACUCCCGGCACUGGCCAUAAGGCGGAUUGGGGGGUCUGAAAGCAAACGGCAAAGCGGAAAAGCGUGAUAGAUGAUACAUGCAAAUCAGUUGCUUACUCAAGCCUUGGUUCGGCUAACCCAUGAAACCAGUAAACUUGACUCAGUUCUUCACUCGAAUGCUUUGAAACAUUGGUCGUUCACCGUGCAAAAAAGGCUUCAGGUCUGUUGUUGUUGAAAUCUGUUGACAUAAGCUACACACAUGAGUGCUAUUCUAGGUUUCACUGUGGGUAGAAUUAUCUGAAUUGCUUACGUAAGAGCUUAGCUUUAAUACUAAGAUUUGUUGAAUCAGUAUGACCUGCCGAAUAUAAAAACCAAAAAGAUUAUAGGGGAUUCCAAAAUUCUCUGUACUUUCCUCCGAUGAGGCGAUUCCAGCGAUACCCGAAAUUCGCCGACCGUAAGAUUCAGAAGAUUCUCAGAUUCACCGGUUUCUUUAAUUUGCUGAAAAGUAGUGCCCAAAGCUCAGAAUACCUUUUCAAGAAAUUAAAGAUAGUAUCUUGGAGUGUUUUUUUUGACAUUGCAGUUUUGCAGCUAAUCACAGCCAAGGAGAGUGCCCACAAGGCGGAAGUCGUAUUAAGUUGAAUUGCUUUCUCAGAUUUCGCAUAGGUAUUUCCGAGUUUUUCCUAAGUUAAUCCUGGAAAUUAUGGGUUGACUUUAUUUUCAUAUUCAGCGUAUCACUGUGUAGCGUGCACGUAAAAUAAUGAAGACUGACACUGCUUUCUUCGAUUUCUCAUUUUUGCUGAUUUUCUGCUGCACACAUUCUUCAAAUUUCUGAAGGUAAACUAUCAACCACGAUCCUUUACUUAUCAACUUUUUUCAUUUCGGAAGAUAAGGGCAUCAUUCUGAAUCCACUACGUUUAGUCUUAGCGUGAAAUGGAUCCUUGUGCAUUUUUGAAAACAGCAAGGUGAAAGCAUCAACAAUUUAUUGUAAUGGACCCUAAAAAUAAUCGAUCCGGAUCGCGUGACUCGUACUCGGUAACCCCCCAGGCCUUCUCAAAUCCCUGUCUCAUUUUAAAAAUUACUAGACCAAGAUAGUGGUCAAAAAUGUCCUAGUAGUUUGACUUUCCAAUGCUUCUCCUGAGGAACAAAUGAAUCGAAUAGACCUUUUUACAGAUUACGGCGGCCAUAUUGAAUAAGUUAGACUUGAAAAGUAUUAUGGGGUGUCCAGGGGGCAUGAGAACAUACGAGCGCCUUUUUUUCUCUCCCAUUUUCCUUUUGUUCAGUUUCUCCUGUUUACUGUGUUUAUUUUGUUUGAAGAAACGUUUAAGUAAGGAUCAAUGAGGCUUCGACAUCAACUUCCGUCCUAGAUCGUGGAAGCGUUUUUGAAUAAAGUGAAUUCUGGUGAAAAGAAAUCUAAAAAUAAGCAAAACUUCUAAGCAACGCUCUCUGACGUUUGGUGAAUAUCAGCUGGCCGGGAGGAGGCGGGGGUGCUAGACUCCCAUAAAAUAGGGACGGGAAUGCUCGUCGGAAAAUUAGAAUUGAAGCGCUUAAGGAGACUGUACUUCAGCAAAGUAUGGUGGUGUUUGGCUUUUUUAUUUAGAUAUUUCUUUACCCACAGCCCUAAGAGAAUGAACACAUCUUGGCCUAACUGAUAUCUUUAUCUGAAAAAAUAUUGGCUUUUCGUCCUGGCCACCCUAGAUGAGAUCGAAAUUCACAAUUCCUACCCCUAAGCGAAACUACAAGCUUCUCCGUCACUUUUAUGCGUGGUCCCCCUUUGGGACGCUUCAAAAGAAAUGGGCUCCUGGUUUGUUACUCAACUUAGAAGUGCUUAGAUUUAUUUUCUUACAAAGCUUUCUGCACUGAAAACGUGCUCGACUGAACUCAAGAAAGCUAACUUUGCUGUUUCCGAUGUUAUGAUUCAAAAAACAAUGAUGCAUAGUUUUUCGGCUCGUGCUAGCUAUGCUGUGAAGUGUUUUCAGCAGCAACCGACGAUUUGAUAGAAAAACGCGACGAAAACGACUUCCCCAGGGUAUCCAUGAGGCUUACCCUUGUAUCACCUGGUGUAGUUGACUGUUCAUUAGCAGUGACUAAUAACAGUCCAGUGUGAUGUCCCCAGGGUACCCAUAGUGAGGCUUACCCCUGUAUCACCUGGUGCAGUUGCCUGUUCAUAAGCAGUGACUAAUAACAGUCCAGUGUGAUGUCCCCAGGGUACCCAUAGUGAGUCUUACCCUUGUAUCACCUGGUGCAGUUUACUGUUCAUUAGCAGUGACUAAUAGCGAGAUUCUGAUGCAGCUUCAGAAACCUACAAAAUCUGAUCUGAAAAAUUUCAUGAUAUAUACUUAAUACAACUAGGCUUAUUCAUGUACUCCUAUCAAAACCAUACUCUGCCUUUAAAAUUUCAUUGUAAAUUUACCUUACAAAGUCAAAUUCAUUCGUAUAUAACAAGAAACUCGUGUAAAUUUCGUCUGCCUUUCUGUCGUACUCGAACCAAGCAAUUUUCCGUUUUUUAUCAAGGACCUAAAUUUUACAACACCUUAAACACCAACAUCAUCAACGCUUCCUCACCUUUCUCCUUUAAAAGAGCACUUAAGGCAUUUAUUUGUAAUAAUUAUUAGUAUACUUCAACAAAAAUCUUGGGAAAAAGCCUUUUAAUAUUCAACAUUUGUACAUGUAAACUUCCGUAAUAUUGAUUAGUUUAAUUUUUCACCUGAUAUUAUACUGUACCCGUCGCCGUAAUUUUUAUGCCAUCUUCGAAAAAUUGUAAUUGAGGAGGCCUAAUUAACAUAAGCUCUAUAGUUUCUUUUAGGCCUCCUCGCCAUCUCUUCCUACAUUUUUUUUUUUCUUUUGGCAUCUUUAAGUAAUGUAAUUGUGUGGCAAAUAAAUAAAAAUACCUAAAAAAUACCUAAAAUACCUAAAAAAAAUACAAAAUCAUCCUGUUUCCCCACGGUACCCAUGGUGAGGCUUACCCUUGUAUUACCUAUAACAGUCCAGUGUGACGUCCCCAGGAUACCCAUAGUGAGUCUUACCCUUGUAUCACCUGGUGCAGUUUACUGUUCAUUAGCAGUGACUAAUAGCGAGCUUCUGAUGCAGCUUCAGAAACCUACAAAAUCAUCCUGUUUCCUUGAAGGUAUACGCGUCCCUUUUGUUUGCAAACAGAAAAUCAGUACUAAUCUUUAAAGGCUGAAGACAUCCCACGUAAUUGUAUUUAAAAAGAAGUCCGCACAAAGUUAUUUUAGGUGGAAUCCUUACUAAACACUCAAUUUUUGUUUAUCCUGCAACGCCUCGCUUUCAGGCACCAGUUCUUUCCCUCGUGUCCGCCAUUUGUGAAGACGGUGUAUUGAAUCACUUGAUCAUAAGUGAGGUUCAAAUUCCACACCCAACCCAAGCACAGGUCAAAUUCCCCACUCACUGAGGCUUAGCCUGCGAAUGGCAGACGUUUCUCCUAGCUUAUCGCCGCUGAGGGACGGUGAUGAACGGAAAGAAACGUCUGCCGUUCUCAGGCUAAGUGAGGCUGUACAAGACUCAGUAAUGGGUAGAUGGCCAAGGUUUGCCUUAGGGGGGGUGGGGGUUGAUGUUGAAGUUCCGAAAUGAUUGAAACAUAAAAUGCACAUUCCAAAUACCUGCAUGCAUAAUUUUUGGUCCAUAGCUGUAGCGUUCUUUUGUGUUUUUUCCCUCGGAUAACGACAGAUAAAUUCAGGAGAAAUAAGAGAUGUGAAAUCCUGGUAUCAAAGAAACGUUUAGCAACCUGAUCUGAAGAAGACAGCGAUCUUUACAGGUAUGUGUUCUAUAACACUUUCAGUCUUCUCAGAUUUGUAUUUUACUUUGGUGAAUUAACAUAUAAUUCAGUAUUCACAUUGCAGUUCAUGACAAAUAAAUCUCUUGUCAUCUUUCACACUACUUCAUCAACUGGGCAUUGCAAUGUUUAGGACUGUGUAUUUGCUUUGCAUUUGGUUUCUGUUUCAGGUAGUAUUUUUAAAAAAAUAUUGAUUUUGUUCACCAGCUCUUGAUGGGUCAUCUCAAUUUGCUAUCAUGCAAACAAGAAAGAGAAGGUUAAAAGUGGUUGCAGACUCAGCUGAAAAAGGUAAUUUAAUCACCCAGUUUAGGCUAAAAAUUUUGAAUAUAUGUCCCCCAGCCCUCUUAAUUGGUCACCACUCCAUUACAUAAUUCUUACUGAAUUAUAAUUUAUGCACUGUAUAUCCGCCAUGAAAUAUAUACCGCUGCAGUAGGACAAAUUCACUAUCAUAGCCUGGGACCAGACCCCUCAGUUGGGAAAGAAAAUAUGCAUACUAAUCAAGGCUGUGCUCUAAGGAAAAUUGAAGAGAGUCCAGUGCUCUGAGCCUGUAAAAUCCAGGGUGCCCAGCAUAUGAUUUGUAUGAAAAAACUGUGAUUUUCUAGUCGCCCAAGAACAAAAGUUAGGUGCCAGGGCUCUGCUAGAGCACACCCCUAUGGGGGAGAAUAAAUCCUGGAGUGAAGCAAGCAAAUUGAAUGGCUGGGAAAGGGGAAAAAGAGGUGGAGCCUUGCAGCCUGUAAUGCAGCCAAAUUAGAUUCUGCUAUCGUGCUCUGAUUGGUCAAAUGUCUAAGCAUUGACAGAUUCACAGUAUUGAUGUCAGAUUUCUCUUCACUUGGUUGCCAGUGGUGACAGUCUCCUUGCUUGUUCACCAGUUACACUUGGGAUAAUUUCUUCUACACCAUCUUUAUUUCACUUUGCUGAAGGUCACGCUGGUUGGUGAGAUAAGGAUAGCAGAACAUUUUUGUCUUUGAAAUAGACACCAGCCUAAUAUAUCAUUUAGCCAGGGCUAAAAACGAAGCACUUAUUACUAAAUUUAUAGUUUAAUCAAACAAUAAACUUGUAAUCCACAAAUCAGUCAAUUCAUUUGACUUUUGAGGGAAAGGGCAAGAGUGAUUUUAGAGAAAAAUAAUUUGCAAACAGUCCAAGAGUGAAACAAAUCUUAUAUGGCCUUAAAUUAAUAAUAGCCUAAUAUAUGCACCCCCAAAAAUAGCAAUCAUCUUCGAUAACAUUAAUCAUAAUGGCUCUUGAUCACAGUAGAUUAGGCCUGGAAAACAAAUUCUUGGAAAACAAAUCAGGCCAAAUUUUUUGUGUUCGACAUGUGUACUGUACAAAAUCUUGCCAACAAAUCUGGUGGCAUGUAAACCAGCCUUUUAUACUUUUUAUACAUCAAAUCUGAGGUAAACAGUACUAUGAGACACUGUUUUUAUCAUACAGACUGCAAAUAGAAUACAGGGAUGCAGGUUUCACAAUUUUGCAAGACAAAUUGCACUCAUUCAAUAUUCUGGAUGAUCGAAGAAAGUGUUUCCUUUGUACAACAAAUUAUAGAAUUGACCACAUUGUAAAAUGUUUUCAUAAAGAGAAUUCCAUAAUGUCAGGACUAAACUUUACACUGUACCUAUACUAAUUUGCCAUUUUCACAUCUCCUAUAAGUAAUACACCUUGUUUGCCCCCCAAAAUUUUGUAUAAGCAUUGUCUGUAAUUUCUCUUGGGACCAAAUCAAAUACGACCCAGAUGGAAUAAAAAACAAAGCUUAUGCAAAGGUUUCUUAAGGGCAAACAACGUGUAUUAUGGGAGAGGUGCAAAUGGCUAAUGUUGUGACUUUUGUUUAUUAAUUUUAAAACAAAGAUGAAUUUUAUCUUUAGGGUGAAAUUCUGAAAAAUAAAGAAUGUGUCCCCUGUAAACAAGAGCCUCCCUUUGAGUUCCUUUGGAUUGGUGUACGUUCCACCCUUUCGAACCCCAUAAAGAUUUAGCACCCAGGGCACCAAUUCAAUUACCGUUAUUGCUUAUCUAUAAAACUGACCUACUGGCAAAAGUGGUAUUGUGGUUUAAUGUGAUAACAGAUUUUAUGUAUAACAUUGACACCAUAUUAUGUGGGUUGAGUUUGUUGUUGGUUCUCCGGCCCUUGCUCUGAGAGGUUUUUUUUUCUGGAUACUUCUGUUUUCCCAACAAUUCUAAAUUCCAAUUCAACAUGGAAUGUAUGAGCACCUGCAAAGUGUUCAUGAGUAAACCGAUAACAUUUACAUUUACAGUCAAACCCCAUUAGUAAGGACACUGAGGGGUUCAUAGAAAUUAUUUGAUCUGUGUUAAUAUGGUGUCUGUUAUAUUUAUAGCAGUUAAUUUUAAAUUUUGAAAAAAUAUUAGAGCCAGGGACAAGUAAACUUUCUGCAAUAACAAGGUGUUCGUAUCACGGGGGUGUCCGUAAAGCAAGGUUUGACUGUAAUUACAUUAAUUUAUUAUUAUAGUCCUUAUUUACAAUUAGUUACUGUUUUUUUUUUUUGUACUAGGAUCCAAGAAAAUAAAAUCUUCACAGGAUUCAACAAACACAUCAGAGGAUACUGAUGGUAAUACAUCCCAGCUUACCACUGGUCUCCCAUCUUCUUCAAAGAAUGUUUCAAACAAUCCAAAGAACAAAAGAACCACAGUAAAAAGAAAGAAUAACAAGAAAGGAAAGAAAGAAAGAACAGCAACAAGGAACAUUGAGGACCCUCCUGAGCUUAACAAAGUUCUUCCAUCCUUGGCUGACAUUAAGGCAAUAACCAAACCAUCAAAAGAUGCUGAUCUGCCUGUUGAUGUUCUGUUACUUACCGUUACAAACUGUGAGUUCUUGGCUUGUUACAGUGAGCUAAAAAACCCCUAUAGAUGUUGGUUUGAUGAUCUUGGCUAUGUUUACUUUUCUGAUGUGGGUGAAAGUCAAGAGGAGUUGAAAGUUGCUUUAUUAAGAUGUUAUAGAAAUGGUAUUGGUCCUGGUGGUGCUCUUGUAUCUGUAAAGAAUGCUGCGUCUGUGCUAAGACCCAAAGCGGUUAUUUCUGUAGGCACAUGUAGUGGCCUGAACCCUGCAAAAUCCAAGUUAGGAGAUGUUGUUGUGUCUGCCAAAUUAGCAACAUAUGCAUCGAAAGUAGUGACCAACAAUCAAGAGCAGUCAACUGGCAUGAGAAGUCAUGUGAGCAAACGCUUUCUGAAUGUCAUUAAGAAUUGCACUGAUGGGUGGCAAGCACCUUUGAAGAACCCUGGAGCACAGCAAGUUCAAGUUUAUACUGAUACUGAGUUUCUGAGUGGACCAGAACAAGUUAGAGCUGAGUGGCGGCGGGAUCAACUUGCUGAAGCCAAUCCUCAGGCAAUGGCAAUAGAAAAUGAAGGAGAAGGUGAGUUCAGUUUGUAUGCAGCGUUAGCAAGUAUAUGUAGUCAGGACUCUUUUAAACUCUCUAGAUGUGUACGUUGCUUUUAAUUCAGUGUUUAUUUUAAGGCAUUGUUCAAACUGUUUGCUUGUUUGAUUUUAAUAAUAAUAUUUGCUGUAGAGAGGCCAUGGGUUCCAAAUUCCCUCUUAUUCUUAUCCCUCGAUUUCCCUAGCUGCCUUUUGUUUUCAGAUUAAUUUGCAUUUGCUUAGACUGCAAAUUAAACCCAUUGACAAAACAUACAUGUAGGUGUGAGGAAGGUGCCUGGUGAAACUGAAGGGAGCCCGAAGCAAACCUAGAAGGUAACCAUGACAACCCUGUGAGCAGCACCCUUCAGGCACCAUCACACUGAGACCUUCAGUGGAGAAAUGCUCAUAUACUUACCAAAAAACAUCCAAAGGGAAGGGAAGGCUGGGAGCAAAAACUGAGCUACAUGUAAAGCUACUGCAUGCGAAAGUAUCAUGAGCAAAAUGAUUGACUUCGGGAAAAGUACUGUAAAAUAUGCUAAAGCCCAAGACUGCCCCAUAUAGAAUUAGUAAUGGAGACUGCGAGGAUUGUCUCAUGUUUAGCCUCGCCUAAAUUACAUUUAGCCACAUUUAAACCCAUUGACAAUAGGUGGGUGUGGGGAAAGUGCGUGGUGAAAUGGAAGGGAGCCAUAAGUGAGCUUUGAAGGUAUGUAUUCAUGACAACCCUGGGAGUGGCGCCCACCCAAACCAGCUAGACCACAGAUGCUUGAAGGAAAAAACAGGGACCACAAACAGUGGAAUCACAGGACCUGGUUUCCCCAAGGGCGUUAAGCACCAACCCCAAACUUACUCGCAAUAAAAGCUGAAGAAAAGCAACUUACCACUGAAGAUGUAUAGAGGCCCUAAUACCUGCCUGAAACAUGUCGGCCAGUGAUUAAGGUGCAAGCUGUCCAUGACCGCAAUCCAAACGAACACAACUGGGAAGGACGCUGUAAAUAUUUCCACAGUUCACACCUUCCUCAUUUUUCAUCCAUCUUCCAACUCCAGUUAGCUUGUAAAUAUUUUGCAUUUCUAUGGAAAGUCUUACUUGCAAAAUAAUGUUGACUACUGGAUAUUGAUGUAGGACUGUCUUCAGCUCAACUGCCAUUUUCUUUGUUGUUCUAUAGGGGUGUUUACAGCAGCAUUUGACUGUCAAAUUGAGUGGUUAAUUGUGAAAGGGAUAACUGAUUACGCAGAUGGUUCUCAGUUGCCUUCAGAGAGUUGGUCUUCCUGUGCCAGUGUGAUGGCAGCAUCUCUUGUUGCACACAUUUUGAGUGAGCCCUGUGUUUUUCAUUCAUGGCCUCAUUACCAAAGUAAAUAUUUCUCAUAAUGUUAUGUUUUUUUUGGCGUGCUGUUUUACAGAAACUAGUGGUGUAUUAGAAUGUACUUCCUUGAUGCCCUAGUAAGCUCUGUGGCAUUAAGCUCGCUUGUCAUUUUAAACCAAAAAGAAAUUGAAGUACAGUCAUGAAAACGAACAAAAAAGUCUGGGAUUUUGUUGUGAAAUAGGGUUUAGAUUAGAAGAACCUUCUAAGGUUUAACAACCACCACCAAGUGUUCUUAGCUGAUGAGUCUGUUUCUUUUUUUCCAGCAGUCGUAUUGAGCCGACCACAUAGCUAUAUUUCCGUUUUUAAGCGCUAAAACUACACCAGUCUUGAUAUUAUGCAGUUUUAGUGAUGUUAUUAGUAGCAGUUAUUUCUAGUCGAUUUCUUGAAUGUAAGUGAGAGUAACUGAAAAAAAAGUUGUGGAUUUUGUUGUGAAAGAAGGUAUAGGUUAGAAGAACUUUUUUAGAUUAACAACCACCACCAAGUGUUCUCUGAUGAGUCUUUUUCUCGGAGAUGACAUCCGUUUUUGGAAUUCAUGUUCGAUUGCAAAAUCCUAAAUCCAGAUUUCAAAAUCUAAAUCUGGAUUUCCCAAUCAAACGCACCCUAAGUGUUAAAACUACACUUGCGUUGAUAUACACUUCUAGUGAGGUUAUAAGUAAGUGAGAGAUCUCUUUUUGUUGAAGAUAUAUCAGAGCAGAGCUCAACCAGCAGAUCAAAGGAACAGUUACCAAGUCCUUCAGGUACCAAUUUAUGGCUCCAAUCCACACGAAUCCAAAUAUUUUUUCAAACCACAUAUUUUUUUAUAUGAAUAGGCCACAGAUGACAGAGCGGAUUCACUGGUUUAGUGUUUAGGGAAGGCCGUUUUGUGAUAAAGAAAAUGUCCAGUUUCAGAAAUACCCAGAUUCGUGUGGACGGGGCCUUAAUGUUUAAUGCUACAUUGUACAUGUACAAUCCAACAUGUUACGAGUUUAAGAUACAUUUUUUGUUCAUUUUCCCUUCCUCUUGUUGUUUUUCUCUUGUUUCUUCCUCUUUUUUCUCUUGUUGUUGGUUAUAUUUUUUUGGUUUGUUUUUUCUUGUCAUGGUUUAUGUUUUUGGAUCUGUCAUAUAACGGGUGUCGUGUACAUUACCUAAUAAUUGGGCAGAAUUAUUUUGUACUUGGGGAGGGGCGCCCUUAUUUGAAGGCGAGUGCUAAUUCGAACGUUUACAGUACAUGUGUUCUAUUUAAUAAAAAAAAAAACCUUCUUCCCUCUCCUCUGUUAAGUUCUCUUGUCUAAUUAGCUACUAUUUGCACUCUGUUCCUUAGCUUAUGUUUACCCUUCCUUAGCCUGAGCAACGGAUUUACAGUACAAAACAACAACAACAACAACAACACUGAACAACACAGCUUCUAAAGCCAUGUGUAACGUCAAUGAACGUGUUAAAAUAAUCAUGACAUUUUGAUUUUUAAUUCUAAAUAAGAAGGGGAGGCCAGUAUAAUGUAAACUAACUGUAGUAUAAAAGUUUUGAAAUCUAUAAUUAUCUCAAAAAUUGAUCAACUCAGUCUCGCGACAGAAGGUUGUUUAAAAAACCGGUGGCGUAAGACUUGGUAAUAAACUUACUGCGCUUUUCACACACAUGAAGUUCAUAAGCCGCCUUCACAAUUGCGUUUUUCGCUGCCGUCAAUCAUAAUUACGAUCACAGGCAACGAACCUUGAAACACAGAAACACACAAAACCGAUCGAAAUCCACCAAUCACAAAUCACAAACCAUGACCUUUUGAGCCGUUAAAGUAAAUUUUUUUUCCUAAGAGGGCCGUUUAGAUGAUUGACGGCAGCGAAAAACGCAAUUGUCAGUUGGCUUUUGUACUUCACAAUUCGCAUGUUUGUGAAAAGCGCAGUAACGCAUGAAGAAUCUUGCUCCAGUGUUAACCUGAGAUCAGGCUCUGUUUUUAUUUCGCGCUUACAUGUAAAUGGCCUUAAUAGAAAAACUACCAUUGUCGGUACUACCACAAUACCUGUACAAUCAACUUCCUACUGCUCAAUGCGUUAGAGAGGAUUUAAGUUUAAAGAGAUUUACUUGUUUUAUAAACAGAUGCUGCAACUGCUUUUUUGGAGUGGAGUCAAAAUCAGCUUUGCUCAUUUUACAACGGUACCGGGAGCCAGUUAAUGAUUACCCCGUGGGACCGAGAUAAUACCAUGGACAUUGAUGAGGUGUAUGUACAGUUAACACUGCUAAGAGAUGACAGAAAACUUGGUGGAACAACAAAAGAAAGGCUUGAAGAUUACAGUGAGCUAUUCGCCAGCCAUGGUCAUCAUCUAAUUCCUAAGAGAAUUUUAGUGUAUGGGAGGCCAGGAAUAGGAAAGUCGACAUUGACAAAGAAACUCGCCGUUGACUGGUCACGAGCUAAUAAAGAAAUCCUAAAGAAGUUUGCUGUUGUACUUUUAAUCAAGCUCCGAGAUGCUUGCAAUACGCAAGACUUCUGUGCCAUGCUACAAAAGGCGGAGCUGUUGUCCGCAGGUGACCCUAUGGUGUUUAGCCAAUUGUAUGAUUACAUUCUUCGUAACCAACAGAAAGUCCUACUUAUUUUAGACGGCUGUGAUGAAUACAGCGCCGAAAAAUCAUCGCCAGUUCAUCAGAUUUGGAAAGGCAGUCAGUUGAGAGAUUGCACUCUUCUUGUGACGACCCGACCUUGGAAAAAAGAUGAGUUAAGACCAGGAAGUCAUGCUCAGUUUGAAAUUAAUGGGUUUGAUCGGUGGCAAGUUAAAACAUUUGCUCUUAAGUUUCUUAGGGACCAAACAGAAGUAAUAAUGAGGAUGAUGGGAUGAGGAUGAGGAGGAUGAGGAUGAGGAUGAGGAUGAGGAUGAGGAUGAUGAGGAUGAUGAUGAUGAUGAGGAUGAUGAUGAUGAGGAUGAUGAUGAGGAUGAUGAUGAUGAUGAUGAUGAUGAUGAUGAUGAUGAUGAUGAUGAUGAUGAUGAUGAUGAUGAUGAUGAUGAUGAUGAUGAUGAUGAUGAUGAUGAUGAUGAUGAUGAGGAUGAUGAUGAGGAUGAUGAUGAUGAUGAUGAUGAUGAUGAUGAUGAUGAGGAUGAUGAUGAUGAUGAUGAUGAUGAUGAUGAUGAUGAUGAUGAUGAUGAUGAUGAUGAUGAUGAUGAUGAUGAUGAUGAUGAUGAUGAUGAUGAUGAUGAUGAUGAUGAUGAUGAUGAUGAUGAUGAUGAUGAUGAUGAUGAUGAUGAUGAGGAUGAGGAUGAGGAUGAGGAUGAUGAUGAUGAUGAUGAUGAUGAUGAUGAGGAUGAUGAUGAUGAUGAUGAUGAUGAUGAUGAUGAUGAUGAUGAUGAUGAUGAUGAUGAUGAUGAUGAUGAUGAUGAUGAUGAUGAUGAUGAUGAUGAUGAUGAUGAUGAUGAUGAUGAUGAUGAUGAUGAUGAUGAUGAUGAUGAGGAUGAGGAUGAUGAUGAUGAUGAUGAUGAUGAUGAUGAUGAUGAUGAGUCCUUGGGACUUUUCAUUGAUCGGACAUCGAUGAUGAUGCCCACUGGACUGCUUACAUCAUUAAUAUCAGCACCAGAGUCCUCUCUUCAAGAGCCUGAUCACAAGUCACAGAAUCAUGAUGUUUGCAACUCUUUGCAGUUAACUGAGAAAACAUUUGACCAGACUCUGACACACUCUCUGUCAUAUUUGAGAGAGAUUGCAAUUGUGGGUAAAUUUGAGGGCUCAAAAAAUGAACUUGUCAUUUUACUGAAUAGUCUUCACCAUGUGCCUCGACUAUCUAAGCUCUGUUUACGUGAUGUUGGUAUGGGGAAUCAAGAUUGCCAGUUACUUGCCACUGCUUUAAAGUAUGUUGAUAAGUUACGCGACGUGAACUUAUCAGGUAACCCACUCGGUCACGGUAUAAGAGAGCUUGCCAAACAUCUUCACAGUGUACCUCAUCUGAAAUCUCUGUACCUGGAUAAUACACAGAUGGGUGAAGAGGAAGUCAUCGCUUUAGCACAUAGUUUGAUGAAUGUGACUCAGCUGAGUUCACUUAGCUUAUCAAAGAACCCACUCGGUCACGGAAUAAGUGAGCUUGCCGAACACCUGCACAAUGUACCUCAUCUGGAAAGCCUGUUCCUGCAUGAUACACAGAUGGGUGAAGAGGAAGUCACAGCUUUAGCCCACAGUUUAAAGAAUGUGACCCAGCUGAGUAAUCUUCAGUUAAAUAAGAACCCACUCGGUCACGGCGUAAGUGAGCUUGUCAAACACCUGCACAAUGCACCUCAUCUGAAACACCUGGACUUGGAUGAUACACAGAUGGGUGAAGAGGAAGUCACAGCUUUAGCCCAUGUACUCGUCUACGUACCAGAACUGAGGACUCUUUUGUUUGCCAAAAAUCCGCUGGGCCGCGGAGUGACUGAACUAAUCAAGUGUCUCAGAAGUGUCCCUCCGCGUUUCUUUCUCCAUCUCAGACAAGUUCAACUGACAAAGAAAGAAGCCACUGAGCUGUGUACUUUAGCAAAUGAAAAGGACAGCAGAUUGUACACAGAUUAUCAUGUAAGUUUCUCUUUUGUUAUUUACGUUGUUAAUGCUCGUAAUACCCAGGAACUUCCUGGUAGACGAAAACGAACCGUUCUUCAAAGGGACUGUGUCGCCAUUCUUAUCCAUACCAAAAAAGACACAUUUUUGUAAAAGAAAACUUGUCGAAUAGUGGUCCAGUCGUGACAACAAUUGCUGAUGUAUUUUGUCUGUCUUUAGAUGUCCUGCAGGGUGGAAAUAGAUUGCAAUAAUCAUACUCCGUUAAUAAUAUUACUACGUCAGUGGACAAAUAUGGAUUUCAAGAUCAAACUCAAGUUCUGUAAAAGACCACUAUAUCAGUCCACUAAAAUUAUAGUGAUUAGAGUCUGUGUUGGCUUAAACAGAUGGCCAGGUUGGAAGUGGAUUACACUUUGAAAGCUUUGACUUCUUUUUUUUUUAUUUCUUUACCAUUUCUUUAAAAAAAAUAAAUGCGGUUUAUUCUUGUUUAUAGAAUACUAUUGAAAUCUUGCUCUUGUAUUGUCACGGUUAAGUAUGUUCCUUGACGGUAAAUCUCGGGAAGACAUGUAGCGAUGCGUUGAAUAAAAAUGACGGUAAAUUAAACGGCGGGCAAUUUUUAUACCUGACGUUCGGUCGGGGGAAGAGCAGAGAGAGCAAUCAUUUGGCUGCGGUGCAAAUUUACACUGAAAAAUAUGCCAGAUCGAGCUGAGGUACAGGAUCGUUGAAAUCACUGGGGAAAACCUAUUUUAGAUAUGUUUUUUUUUUCUUUAGCCUUGUAGUUAACUCAACCUUGUAUUUACCAUAUGGAAAGUCAAGCUGCUAGUAAAGGAGCUAAAAACAGUUUUAAGAAUUACUCUAGAUUAUUACACUUUAUAUUUACGCUGAGAUCAUAAACAAUGGCGGGAAAUUUUUAUAAUUUUUUAACAGCGUCUUUUUAGUUUCCUACAAAGCAAUACGUUUGCUGAGGGAUUAGCUCAGCAAAGUAUCUCCUUACGAAAUGUCAAAAUUUAAAUAGCUAUUAGACAUUUCAUAACUCCCCGAAAUCAACAAUCUAUUAUUGUAUUUUCGAAGGAUUAUAAAUUUAGCUUCCUCCUGGAAUUUCCGUAAUAUUCCAGCUUGGCUGGGUACCCCCUGGAAAGAAUAUUUCCGUCAAAAAUGCUAAUUAUCCCUGCGAUAAGAAGAGAAAAAAAUCUUUUUAUUUAUGUUAAUACAGUGUCAAAUAAUCUGAAUUUUGUCUUGUGGAGGUCUUUCUUAGUUAAUUAUUAACGGCAGCCAUGGAGGCGGUACAACGACAAUCGUGUUACCUAAACUAUCGUACAAGCCAUGAAAAAAGCACUCAGCCGACCAAAUCAUCGAUGAAAACAAUAAUUUUGCUCUGAAACACUGAUUAACAGUAAAAAACCUGAUAGCUUGCUCAUCAAUCUUGGUCGGAGCCCUCGGAAAAAAGACUCGAAAGGCCACCCCUCACCCCCUCGGAAAUUGACCCUUUCUGGACCCCCACCCCCUCCCCUCUGAAUUUCCGUUGCCUUCCGUCAAGGGGGGGGGGGGGAUGGAUAUUUUCUGGAACUACACAAUUUUACUAGUAAAGCGAGGCACACGUUUGCUUAAGUUUCAACCAAUGUACUGUACUGUACCGUGUAUUUCAAGCGCACAUUUGGCAUGUUAUGGUUUGUUUUGCCUUAACUGGUGUUUUUUUAAUACUAGUUGGAAAAUCAGUAGAGCGCUUUACUGUAACAGCGAGAGGUCGCGGGUCUGAUUACCGUGACUGUACUAAUACUUAAAACAACUAAGCAGUGAAGGCACUGCCCUUCUCCUGCGUUGCUCCAAUGACGUAGAACUGUCGGUUCCGUCUCCAGUAGGAGACAUAAAAACUGUGUCCUCAGCUAGCACAGUGGGCCCUCGACAUAACGAAGGGCCAAGGGACUGGCAAAAUUUGUUCGCUAGAACGAGGUUUCGUUAUAUCGAGGUUCUUUUUCAUCCAUUUUGCUGUUACUGGGAUAAAGAAAAUCAUUCGUCAUACGGGGGACUUCGUUAUAUAGAGGUUCGUUAUAUCGAGGUUCCACUGUACUUCCAUGCAAAAUACAUCCACACUUUAAGUUAAGUAGGGUAAUGAAAUAAGGCGGACUGGCGAAGCUUUCGAUUCUUUCAUUGCAUUCGCUACUUUGCACGAAGAGCCUCUCUACUUUUUUUUACUAUUGGCAGCCUCUCAAUUCUUCCGCGGGGUGCGAGAAGAUCAGGACAAAACGUAACCUGCGAUCAGGCGAUCCUUCUUCCCUUUUGUUUUGGAGGCGAAAGGAAAAAGACUUUCCCCGAAAAAGAAAACGCCUGAUCGCAGGUUAGACUAAACGAGGAAUUUCACUGUUUACGUAGGUUCCCCUCCAGGAGGACGAUUACACGUGUGCGUUUCGUUAAAGUAAUGACUUUUUCAAUCACGCUGAAGUUAGUAGGAAGUAAGAGACACCACUGUUUUCGCUAAACAAUCAUGGAUACCAUUUUCACGAUCACUAACGAACUAACUUUACGUUAUUUUUAAUCCGUUACUGUUUGUCUUUUUUAUUAGAUCUGGAAUAACCCAACUUGCCUACUUACAGAGGAGGAACUACGAAAAAAGGGAGUCACAUUUGAUGAAGAGUGAAAAAGGGAACCCUGCUCACCACACCAAAAGCGCGAGGAGACCUGGACACUAAACGAACCUCGACCACCUGUGCGACAAUCACUUAGGUAUUCCCGUAUUUAAAAGAUCCCUUUGAUAUCCCUGUAAUUAAAAGAUCCCUUUGAUAUCCCUGUAAUUUAAGUAUCCUGGCAUUUCGGAUACCCCCUAAUAUCCCCGUAUUUUGGUGUCACCCUAAUCUAAGUGUCUCGCAUUGUGGUUGUUUCUCUGAAUUAAGUAUCCCGAUAUUUUGAACCUCUGCGCUCAAGUCCCUGGUGAUGUUGGUGAAAACUGCGAUUUUACCUUGGUCGUUUUACAACCACUAAGACCGGCUCUACAACGUGACUUGUUUGUAAUGUUUUCGUUAUUUCAGUGCGUUGCGACGUCCUUAAAAAUAGUGGAAUUGAAUUGUAGUUUUUAUUUCACAACGGUCGACCACCAGCUCACUAAUUGAUCUUCAAGACAAAGUUAGACUGGAAGCCGCGUUUUAAAAGGAACUGGCCACUGCGAUUGCCGGUGAUCACACAGACAAAAACCACCAGCCUUCAAAACUUGACUCUUAUACAUGCAACAUUUUCCGUGUGCAUGCAGUGUCUUUUUGUGUACAAAGUGAUUACAUAAGGCAACCUUUAAACAAUCACACGAGGCCAUUUUAUUUGCUGGAAUUCCUGUCCGAGGUACAAAAUACUGCGUGUAGCUUGAGCGGCAGGCAUGAUCCAUGCCGGCUCGGUGUUGGCACGGAUCACUCUUGCUACCCAGGGUACGCUGCGAAAAUUGGUGCCUUCGAAACAUUGACCCAAAUCCCAAGGGAUAUUAGUAUCCCGUUAGGGAUACCCGUAACUCUGACUUGAGAGACAUCACGAGGGAUUUGUAUACGGAGGUACCCAAAACACAGGGAUACCCAAAUUACGUUGGAGUUUUGUAUUUCUUAGCGUACACACUGCAUGCGAUGCGUAACUAUCAUGGGUAAAACCAGGGGCCCGUUUCUCGAAAGUCCCGGUAACUUAACGGGCCCGGAAUCAUAUUUUUGAAUCAAAGUCUCAAGAAAAGUAGGGUGUGUUCU
Messenger RNA from Porites lobata, 23149 nucleotides. The record is from the annotation of a GenBank genome assembly. Lineage: Eukaryota; Metazoa; Cnidaria; Anthozoa; Scleractinia; Poritidae.